GUCCGGUCCGUCUCGCCGGUCCUCUCGCCGCUCGGGUGCCUUCGGGAAAGGCCCGGGGAGCGGUUUGCGCCGCCGCGCUGGGUCUCGUGGGGGCAGGAAGUCCCCUCGUGCGUCCCUUCCCUUUGCUUCCUUUUUCAAAUUUUUCUUGUGGUUUCCUGACGUGAACGAAGGUGAGGUCCGUGGCCCACAGACGGCGCUUGAUGUUCUGCCCUGGCCGCCGCGGAGGGGACGCAGGACUUUGAAGCUCCAGAGCGGGUCACCAGUUGGCUGUAGGUUAGGUUUGCUGAGCUUUCUAGGAAGAUGGCUGCUUUGUGGGUCGGUUAUAAAGUGCCUCCUCGGAGGGUCGCCUGUGGGUAGGGGACAUUCAUUCCUGAGCAGUUCCAGAAAGAAGACACCCCGGCCCGGUUGCCUGUGAAGCCCCUCUGGCCUUCGCUUCUUGCUUCCCAGGCCCCAGUAUCAGAGGGCGUGAGGGCGGGAGUCUGUCCUGCUGGCGUGCAGUCCUCGUGCAGGGACACGUUCUUCUCAGAACGGCAGCUGAGGGUACGGCCGCCUCGGGUCCCUCACAGGCCGAUCCAGGAGGAGCUCCGGGGGAGAGGGGGGAACAGAAGCACCGCUGGGAGCUCUUUCUGCCUGUCCGACUGGUUUGCAUCGAUGCCUGUGACUCUGGCUGUGCUCUUGUUUGUGUCUCCCCAACUGUUAGUUUUUCUUUUGUGUUUUCCCCUUUGGGUCUCUAGAGACCAUGUGUCCUGGUUCAUGGGAGUCAGAACAGAGAGCGUUAGUGGGGAAGCAGGUCGGAGGCGCUGGCCACAGCUCCCUCUCAGUGCUGGAGGGUCGUGAUCCAUCUGAGCAAAGACGGCUUUGGCUCCGCCGCGGAGCUUCUGGUCGUGCUGGGGACGGAGGCAGGCACGUGGGCCGGAGCCUCUGCUUGAGGCCCUGUCCUCUGUCUGGGCUCGGACUCCUGCAGCCGCUGGGUGGGAUUUUAGGGUUUGCGCAAGCAGAAAGGCUGUGAGAAGCUCAGAGCUGAGGCCUCUGUCUUUUGAGCAACGUGGUUUGUCCAAACACCCCUUGUGCCCGCUUUGCUACUGCAAAUUACUUCUCUGCUGCUCAUUGACGUCGGGUGGGCAUACAAGGCCGGGGCUUGGGAACCCAAGAGUCUAAAGCUGGAGGUAAGGGAUCUGGGGCUUAGCUUAGCAGAGAGGGCUCUGCUGAGGCCCACACAGCCGUUGGGGCCGACGGUAACAGGAGGCAGGUGUUGGCACGCGUACUAACAGCAAUCUGGAGUGGCCCAGCGGUUUCCGUAGUGUCUGCUGAACUCGGUGUGCUGACCUCUUGGAACAGAAAGUUCUGAUGUUGGGGUCAGCAGAGCAAUGCAUGACCCCCAGAAGUUCACCAGCUGCCCUAGGUCUGUGUUUUGGCUGUUGCAGCGGUCCUCAGAAGUAGGCAUUCACCUCCCGCAGAAGGACUUCGGAUCUGUAGGAUCAGCCUGCCAGACUGAUGGUUGUGGCGUCUUACUGCCGGGCCAGAUAACCUCUCCCCAAAGUGGGGAGCAGGCCGGGCUGAACAGGGUUACUGCUCCCUCUGUCACCCCCAGUCUCAAGGCUCCCCUGGCCAUCCAGGGGCUUUUGAAUGAGCUAGAAGAAGUCUGCCUCUUGGUUUUGGGACUGGUUUUCCAGCGAGGAGAGCCGUCAUUUCCCAGAUGUUCUAGUUUGGGUGGUACAGGCUCUGUAGCUUUCCUGAGGGAGGCAAAUGGCAGAGCCCAGAAGCCUGUGCCGUCCGGAGCGGGAAGGAAGGAGUUACAGGCCCAGAAGCUGCGCCUGGCCUACACGAGGAGCUCCCACUACGGCGGUUCUCUGCCUAAUGUCAACCAGAUUGGCUGUGGGCUGACUGAGUUCCAGAGCCCCCUCCACUCGCCUCUGGAUUCGUCUCGGGGCACUCGGCACCACGGGCUGGUGGAACGCGUGCAGCGAGACCCCCGGAGAAUGGUGUCCCCGCUCCGCCGCUACCCCCGCCACGUCGACAGCUCGCCCUAUGGUCCUGCCUACUUGUCUCCUCCCCCGGAGUCUGGCUGGCGGAGGGCGGUGCCCUGGGGCAGUUUCCCUGCGGAGAAGGGCCAGAUGUUUCGACUCCCGUCUGCGCUGAACAGGACGAGUUCUGACUCUGCCCUUCACACCAGCGUGAUGAACCCCAGCCCUCAGGACACUUAUCCAGGCCCUGCCCCUCCCAGCAUCCUGCCCAGCCGCCGUGGAGGUUUUCUGGAUGGUGAAGUGGAUUCCAGAGUCCCUGCUGUUGAGGAGAACGUGCUGGACGACAAGCAUUUGCUGAAGCCAUGGGAUGCUAAGAAGCUGUCCUCCUCCUCUUCCCGACCUCGGUCCUGUGAAGUCCCUGGAAUUAACAUCUUCCCAUCCCCCCACCAGCCUGCCAGCGUGCCCGGCCUCCCACCUGCCAUGAACACGGGCGGCUCCCUACCCGACCUCACCAGCCUGCACUUCCCCCCGCCACUGCCCACUCCCCUGGACCCGGAGGAGAUGGCCUACCCCAGCCUGAGCGGGGGCAACAGUACCUCCAAUCUGACCCACACCUUGACCCACCUCGGCAUCAGCGGGGGCCUGGGCCCUGGCGCGGGCUACGAUGCGCCGGGACUCCAGUCCCCUCCCAGCCUCCCGUCCUUGCAGUCCUCCCUGAGCAACCCCAACCUCCAGGCCUCCCUGAGCGGCCCCCAGCCCCAGCUGCAGGGCUCCCACAGCCACCCCUCCCUGCCGGCCUCCUCCCUGGCCCGCCAUGCACUGCCCGCCACCUCCCUGGGCCACCCCUCGCUCAGUGCCCCGGCCCUGUCCUCCUCCAGUUCCUCCUCCGCUUCGGCUCCCGCGCUGGGUGCCCCCCCUUACCCGCCUUCGACCCCCGGAACCUCCCCCCGCCACCGUCGUGUGCCCCUCAGCCCCCUGAGUUUGCCCGCGGGCCCAGCUGAAGCCAGAAGGUCCCAACAGCAGCUGCCCAAACAGUUUUCGCCAACAAUGUCACCCACCUUGUCCUCCAUCACUCAGGUGCUGUGCGGGCUGAGAGCCUCGGCCCCUCACCUGUGGGACACGGCUGCCGUCCUAAGGGUCCCAGGAGCCGCAUACGGGCUGUGCUUAGGCUGGGCCCAGCCAGGGGCAGCCCCGCAGGGUGUCCCCUUGGAUACCAGCAAACUGCCCACUGACCAGCGGCUGCCUCCAUAUCCAUACAGCCCCCCCGGUUUGCUUCUGCCCAGCCAGCCGGCCACCCCAAAGCCUCUGCAGCAGCCGGGGCUGACCUCCCAGGCCUGCUCCAGGCAGCCCUCUGGGGGACAGCCCCUGGGCCGGCCACUGCACUUCGGGUCACUGUACCCGCCCAGCUCCGGUGGGCAAGGGCAGCCGUCUUACCACCGGCCAGGAAGUGACUUCGGCCUGGGGAGUCCGGCUCUGCGCAGCGCGCUUGCUGACGACAGCCACUCUGACGCCUUCUCUCCCGGGCAUGCCCACGCUCUGUCCCGGCAGCAGUUCACCAUGGAGAGCCCGUCAGCCAGCCUGGCGCUGGAUCCCCCUGGCUUUUCUGAAGGACCUGGAUUUUUAGGGGGUGAGGGGCCAGUGAGUAGCCUCCAGGACCCUCGUGCCCUCAACCACCAGAACUUGACCCACUGUUCCCGCCACGCCUCAGGGCCCGACGUCCUCCUCCCAGGGGAGUCCUCCCCAGGUUUCUCCAAGGAGAUUGCGGCGGCCCUGGCCGGAGUGCCCGGCUUUGAGGGGCCAGCCGCUGGGCUGGGGCUGGGGCUGGGGCUGGAGGAGGACCUGCGCAUGGAACCGCUGGGCCUGGAAGGGCUCCACAUGCUGAGUGACCCCUGUGCGCUGCUGCCCGAUCCUGCUGUGGAAGACUCGUUCCGCAGCGACCGGCUGCAGUGAGGGGCCUUGGUGGAGCCCCUCUCCGUGACCGUGCCCCAUCAUUGUCCCUUUCCUCCCUUCCCCCUGGCCAGUAGAGACUCCACUCUGCCCCCAGAUCCUCUUUCUCACGUGAACGAGGGAUCCUAGGAAUGAGAAAAAGCGAGGGGUUUGUCCAGGUGGCCCCUGAAUUCUGCACAAGGGGCGGGCCUGGGGGAGCUGCAGGGAGGGCCUGAAGCACUUGUAACUUUGAACCUGAACCGUCUGUCUGGAGGUCAGAGCCUGUUGGAAGGCCGGGGGGAAAGGGGGACCCUGAGGCCUUGGGGUGGGCAGUGCCAGCUCCUCCUCCCAACUCUUCCCCCUCGCAGUGGAGGAGAGAGCCAGAGUGGAUAUUAUUUUUUAUUAAAUAUAUUAUAUGUUAAUAAAAAAAUCAUAUCAAACA
Molecule: messenger RNA, 4332 nt
Organism: Neogale vison (American mink)
Lineage: Eukaryota; Metazoa; Chordata; Mammalia; Carnivora; Mustelidae
Gene: CRTC2
Product: CREB regulated transcription coactivator 2
Exons: 16
Coding region: 1368-3914 (848 amino acids)
Biological process (GO): protein homotetramerization; positive regulation of transcription by RNA polymerase II
Cellular component (GO): cytoplasm; nucleus
Molecular function (GO): cAMP response element binding protein binding
Source: RefSeq, a predicted model, not a curated record